Messenger RNA from Harmonia axyridis, 2097 nucleotides. RefSeq names its product 2-phosphoxylose phosphatase 1. The record is from RefSeq and is a predicted model, not a curated record. Gene Ontology annotation, molecular function: phosphatase activity. Gene Ontology annotation, biological process: dephosphorylation. The coding region runs from base 279 to 1778 and encodes 499 amino acids. The transcript is spliced from 6 exons. NCBI's taxonomy places the organism in Eukaryota, Metazoa, Arthropoda, Insecta, Coleoptera, Coccinellidae.
GCGCAUUGCGCAAUUAUCAGACCUGUCCAAUGUCAAAAAUAAAAAGAAUCAGCUAGUGAUUAAUGUGAUUGCAACCCCACUCUUGUUUUCGUAAGAUGUAAACAAUACGAAUUUAUUUUUAGAACAGUUUAAUUACUGGAUAAAUGAAUGUGAUGAUAAAGACGAUGCAUUAUGAGGAGAACAGGGAGACCUUAUCUCCAGAAAGGGAGUGAGGUUAUGUAGCCGAUAACAAAUUGCAUUGAAUGUUUGUGGAAUUGAAAAUUGCAUUUAAAUCCUGAAUGAAACAUAAAAGAUUAGAAAUCCUCGAAAAUGUAAAGCAUAACAUGUCCUUGGAUUUAUUCCGUAUGCCGUUUCCAAAUAAAGCCUUGCACUGUUAUGUUCUUAUGAGCAUAUGGAUUUUAUUACUAGUUGCUGGAAUUUAUAAGUUCCUAGAGACAAAACAAAGUUCUCCUGAACCUAUAUUAGCUAAUGAAUUAUUUCAUAACUUAGCCAUAGACGUAAAGACCAAGCGCAUCUUUAAAAUAUGCAAUUUUCCUGAUGACAUUACUGCUGGAGAUGAAGGCAUCAUUCGUUCUAACAAAUGGACGUUAAAAGGUCUUAUAAUACUAUUGAGACAUGGAGACAGAGGUCCUCUUCAGUACGUCAGAAACAUUUCUGCUGUCAACUGUGGAGGAUCGCCAUCAGAAAAUCUCAACUCAUAUAAGAAAUAUCUGCAGAAUCUUACCUCGUUCGAGAAGAUAUCUUGGAGCACACCAGGUUCCUUCCAUGGUUUCCCUCUUCUACCUAUCCAUCCUUCCCAGUGUCAACUGGGCCAGUUAACAAUGCAAGGGGUUCACCAACACCUCAACCUGGGAGGAAUUAUCAGAAAGAGCUAUUUGGACGUGUGGCCUAAACUGAAGAAUCUCAGCCAUAACGAUAUCAUGGUUUACAGCACCAGAUACAGAAGGACCUUCCAGUCGGCUCUAGCCUUUUUGAAGAACUUUUUACCGCAUGAAACCUUGACCAAAAUUCCUAUUUCAGAAAGUCAGAGCAUGAAUUUUUGUUUUAAGGACUGUGGUUGUCCUGCAACAGAAAAACUGACAAAAGUUGUUAUGAAAUGGUUGAAUCACCAAUUGAAAUCGCAUCCAGCAGUAGCCAUUCUUUCUGAAUCCACAGGAAGAUCUUUGUUUUCCCCAGGAGCUGAGCAAGGUAGAUUGGGUUCUGAUCCACAGUCAGUCAGAGAUGCUUUACUCACCUACAUAUGCCAUGGUAGCAGUCUACCUUGUGAAACACCAUUCAAUUGUAUCAAAAGGCAAAAUGUUGCCGGUAUAUUCGCUUAUACUGAUUGGUUGAACCAUCAAAAAUGGAAAGAUCCAUAUUGGCGAAGAUUGUGCCUUCUCAGAUCUUAUGGACUUAUUAGGCAUAUCGUCCAGCAGAUGCUCCAUAUAGUAUCCAGCAGUGGACCAUUCUUUGUUCUGUACUCUGGACACGACCACACAAUUGAACAACUGACAACCACGAUGGGUAUUCAGAAUGACCCAUUACUUUUAAGGUUUGCGGCAAGAAUAGUUUUUGAAGUUUAUCAAGAAAAUAGAGAUACACCAAAUAAUGAAGCAACUGGAGUAUAUUUUAGGGUAUUGUCCAACGGCAAGGAUGUGACCAGACAAAUAAUGUUUUGUAAAAAUGUUUUAGCAUUGGAAAACAAAGUAGUUUUGUGUAGAAUUGAAGAUAUAGUUAGGUUUCUACAUGAUGAUUAUUUCAGUAGUUUGAAUGUGUCCAAUUUUAAAGACGCUUGCUGAAAAUACUUCUGUUAUUUUUAUAUGAAUUAAUUGUUGGAGUUUUUUCGUCAGACAUUAUUUCCAUCAGAAAAAUAGAAAAGUGUUACUUAGUAACCGUUUAUUAAUAACAUCAACAAAAUAAUAAAUAUAUAAAAUACAGAUCAUCAAAAAAAUAAUAUUAUAUAAUAUAUAGUAAGAAUUUUAUAAAUAUUCAACUCGAGCAUAUCUUCUACUCAUUUUGUAUUUUAUCUCAUCUUUUUUGUGUUCACGGUUGCAUAUACUUCCUAAAAACGAUCAUUUUUAUAAAUCAACAAUGUUAUAAUAAAACAUUCAAUCCAUC